This is a messenger RNA of Fundulus heteroclitus (mummichog), 5353 nucleotides long. It is a transcript of the gene vamp2, whose product is annotated as vesicle-associated membrane protein 2. NCBI's taxonomy places the organism in Eukaryota, Metazoa, Chordata, Actinopteri, Cyprinodontiformes, Fundulidae. Gene Ontology annotation, biological process: vesicle-mediated transport; vesicle fusion; SNARE complex assembly. Bases 360 to 695 code for a protein of 111 amino acids. The transcript is spliced from 5 exons. Gene Ontology annotation, molecular function: SNAP receptor activity; syntaxin-1 binding. The record is from RefSeq and is a predicted model, not a curated record. Gene Ontology annotation, cellular component: plasma membrane; SNARE complex.
ACGUCACCGAGCCAUCUUUGUGCACCUAAUCCAGGCGGCUGUUUAUUACACCUUCAUUACCGCACAGACCCGGGCUCUACUGACAGCCUGCAGGUGCCGCAUCGCCACAAACCAGGAAGGAAACCAGACAAGGGGGGAGCGAAAUAAAUAAACAGGGUUUUUUGUAGCGCGGGGGACACAUUUCGGUGCUCCUCGUAGGGAUAUAUAGGCAGGGAAGCGCCACAAUAACCAACCAAAGGCUGCCAGAGGGUAGAGAGGAGCGCACAAGGCAAUCCACAUCCAUCUGCCAGCCACUUAGUGCGCUCUAACAUCUCCAGUCCGGAUUUCAGCGCAUCUGCCGAGCUAAUACCGCCAGGAAAAUGUCUGCCCCAGCCGCUGGAGCCCCUGCGCCAGAGGGAGGGAAUCAGGCCCCUCCCAACCUCACCAGCAACCGCCGUCUGCAGCAGACACAGGCGCAGGUGGAUGAGGUGGUGGAUAUCAUGCGUGUAAACGUGGACAAGGUUCUGGAGCGUGAUCAGAAGCUGUCAGAGCUGGACGACAGGGCCGAUGCCCUGCAGGCUGGAGCUUCUCAGUUUGAGACUAGCGCUGCAAAACUGAAGAAUAAGUACUGGUGGAAGAAUGCCAAGAUGAUGAUUAUCCUGGGUGUGAUAUGUGUGAUUGUCCUCAUUGUCAUUAUUGUGUACUUCAGCACCUAAGAAGAGUCGCUCCUACCCCAGUCUGACCCAAGCUUCCUUACUACAGAAGAAAAAAACCCUCUAAUUGAUGACAAAAUUAACCACAAAUGAAUUGAUUUAUUGUAUGUACGUAUAUUUCCCCCCCAAGCUAGCCUCGAUAUAACACCCCUAAACCCUUCAGGGCCCCGUGGCUCCCCCCACCCCUGCCCCUCCUUACUUCCACAGCCUCGCCUCUGGAUCCCUGUCGAUAUUUGUCCUGUGAGUGUGUGGCCCUGUCUUCUCUGGGUACUCUUGGCUUUUCCAACCUUGCCACACUGGGAACCAAAGCCCCAUGUGACGAUGCAACAACAGAAACCGAUACAACAAUUGGCGAUACUUGUUACAAAGCUGAUAUAUAGAGUUAUUUGUAGAGUUUUAUUCUGAUAUAUAUAUCUGAUAUACUGUUUUGUAGAUGUGCGUGCGUGUGUGUGCGUGUGCAUUUUGUACUUUUUAUUUUUUGUAUUAAUUUGACGUAUGCUUUAGCGUUGACUACUGCCUAUUAACGAAAGUGUGCAUCUUGCCUGCUCUCAUCAGCCCCACCCACCCCUUUAUUUUCCUUGCUUUUGUCGUACGCCUCCAUGAAACGUCUACCUGCAUUUCUCUUGAAAGGCAGACCAACUCGGAGCUAUUCACGAUCUUCCCAAGGCUUUUCCUUUUUCAGCUCUGGACUUCUAUAGGUUUACCCCAGCAAAAAAAAAAAAAAAAAGAAAAAAGAAUAGGUCUAGUUUUUGUUUCUCAUGUGGAUUUUUGCUACGGUUGUUGUUCACUCAAUGAUGUUGGUCAAAAUGGUAAAACAGUGCAUGACUUGUGUAGCUAAUCCAUAGUGAUCAUUACCUCCAACGCUGUCCAACGUACCUCCCUUUAUCAGAGAGCGAUUCUUAAACAACGACCGUCCAAAGUGUCUUUCGGCGCCAUCUUGUUUCUCAGCAUGCUUCCCUCGGAGAACUUUAAACUGCCAUAGUACGGUCGGACCGAUGUCUGUAGGAGUUUUUUUUUUUUUUUUUUUUUUUUUUAUUUAACGAUUACGUAGUGUCUUAUUUCGAAAACAUUCCUUCAUUGCAGUCUAGUGCGGAUUCUCUUACUGUAGCACAUGGAAGUGUGAGUACCUUAAAAAAAUGCAAGUGAUGAAACUUGUCUCAGUUAUAACAGUCAUGCAAACAACAGGAGACAGUUAGUAUAGCGACUUGGUGUAAGGGUACAUGUUGUUGCAUGGACUGGAUUGUCCUACUGAUUUUCUUUCCUAUGAUAUUAGUGAUGAUACCUUAACUUUACGCUUUCACACAAUAAAUGGUGGAGAUGCAUUCAUAUCUGAUAGGUGAUUUUGGCUUGGAAAUGUAUUCUAGCUUUCGGAGGGAUAGGGUGAUUCUGUCGCAGGGAAGUGAUUCCAUGAGACAGACGCUGCACUGGUCUGCUCCCUGUCAGGACACUCAAAGGCCUUGGUUCACAGUUGUUUUGUUAACUUACAGUGCAGCGCUCCCCCUCGCAUUUGCGUGGGAGGAGAGGCCGACUGUGGGAAUCCGUUCAAAAUUUGCACAAACGUCCUUGUUUUUGAUGGAGCCGCAGCGCUGUCCAACAGCCCGGCCAAAGGGAACACCGAUGCAGCAGAGCCUCUCUACAUUAAGAGCACAUUUAAAUCAUAAAAAAUAGCGUAAACGCCAGACAAAGGAAGACAAUGGCACCUAGGCAGAAAACCUCGAAGCAUUAGCUCAAAAUGAAACAAAAAAAAUAAUAAUCGUAGCAUUCCUAAGAUGAGUGUUUUGCUAGCGCCGUGGUUCUGUCUUAGUGAUCUUCUAGUUAAGGCCUUUUUUUUUUUCUUUUUUUAAAUAUAAUAGACUCUAUUUUUUAUCAUAGUAUAUUUUUGUGUGAAACAGAAGAAGCAACGAGGAUGCGAACCGUUAAGAGCGAAGCUCCUCUUUGCUUCUGUCUGGUGUGUUUUUUGUAGUUCAGCUCUGCGUUACACACUGCCAAGCAUUAAAGGAAAACAGUUAUUUUCCUUGUUGCGGUUAUUUCUUUCAUUUGUGCACUCACUGGGUUGGUGUUAAACUAUUUUCAAUCCACUUUUUUAUUAAUGUUAUUAUCGUGGCAUGUCCUGAUGUGCAUGAUUGUGACUACUUGAUGGGUAAAGGAGCAGGGCUAAUACAAGGCACUUGAUUUUUUUUUUUUUUAACAAAUUUCCAAUGCUGUGUGCUGCACAUGUGCUAUAGAGGGGAAGUGUCAGAAAUUCCUGAAGCUACAAAGGCAUUUGAGAGAAAAAAAAAAAAAACACACACAGCACAUUUUCUCUCAACCACAGAAGAAUGUCGCUUCCUAAAAUUUCAAUGCGGUUGCAGUAAAAUCCAAACUCUAAAAUUGUUGUUGGGUAAAUCUGUUAAAAGUUAGGCAAUUAAGGUUUUUAAGUGUGCUGGCAUGCAUUGGGAAGGAAAGUAAAACCUAUGUUGUGGACUGGAGUUCCAAAAACAGCUGUGCAAAAAUAAAAAGCCUUUGUGACCCUGUUUCUUUUACCCUCCCGUCAGCUACGUGGAGUAACCCACCCACCUUUCCCAGCUCCUACUGUGUAUGUGUGUGUGUGCAUGUGUGUAUUACAGUAGCUCCGCCUUGGGAGUAACCCCCCCCCCCCCACCUUCCCAUUUAUCCCGACGGAUUUAGGCCGCUUAACUCUCAGGGUGAGGGCAUGUCAGUUUUCCUUCGCCUCUGAAGUACACAAGCGACGAGGCUGCAGGUCUGCUAGCCUUAAAAAAAAAUAAAAAAUAAAAAAUUCUGCUUCUUGUUGCUCCUCCAAAAAAAGAGCAAAAGUAAAAACGACCAAAGACCAAAUUUCCGAGCUAACGCUGCCUAUACUCACCACAAGCAGGCGGAGGGAAGCAGGUUACCCGAGCUGUCCUGGUCAGAUUUAAAUUGCUUCUAUCUUAGGGACAUAUUAGCUGUCAUACACUAUUUAUAGGGUCAAGUUUGGCUUGUGACUGUGCCACCCUGACAUAUGCAAGGUAAACGUCGAAUAGAAACUCCCCUGCCAUGUGGAUCCAGGUUCGAGGAGCUUCUUUUAAUCUGUACAAAGUUAGUGGACACACAGUCUUGCAACUAAUUAUAGCACAAGUCUUUUUCUCUCUUUUUUUUCUGUCUCCGUAGUGCUGCCAGGUUUCAAAAUGUCUAAACUAACUAUAGAUAUUAGAAAACCGUGAAAAAUGUUUUCCCCCAAAAAACAAAGCAAAACCUACAUUGUUUAGUAUUGUGAUAUGGGGGGGUGUUUUGGGGGGUAGGGGGUCCUAUAUCCUCAGGUUUAAGUUGUUUGCAAUUUACCAAAAUACACAGGAGGACAAAAAAAAAUAAUAGCAAACUGUAAAAUUGGAUUCUUUUGGCAAUAUUAAGCGAUUGGAGGGUUACAAAUGUUGUCCUUUUAGCCAUUUGUACAGGACAUAACCACACAGUGGGCUCUGAAGUGAAAUAACACUGCUGAUUGGGGUAGGACUCAUGUGUUCUCCAUAAAUCCAACUGUUGUCCUGUGAGUGCUCAACCAGUUUGGUCACAAUGGUGAAAAUGAAGUGAGUGCUCUCUCUAUCUCUUUCUUUUUUUUUCUGUUUAUUUAUUGCUUUUACUCUCUGUAUGAGAAACCUCGCCUGGAAAUGUUUUUAACACAGUGGUACUUUUCUUUCUUUUUCUUCGGAUGCGAUUCCUUUUACGUUUCGGCGGGAUGACCGAGUGGGAGAACACGAGCACGCGUCGGCCUCGGGAAGCCUUCAGUGAUCUCAACGCUGCGUUCAGGUCUUUGGCGGAGCGUCUGAUGAGUGUUGUUGGAAAGCCAUCAGAAAGAGAGAUGGUUUUAAAAGAAGACGCGCACAAGUGUAUAGAAAUGCACGCGCGUUUAUCGGAGUAAGAGCUGAACGCGGCAACAGGAGGGAACCUUUUGAGUCACUGAAUGUUUUCCAGGCGGCUAUAGAUAUAUUAAAUGUUUUAUUUGGGAACCAAAUGUACUUUUUUUUUAUUAUUCUGCAUCUAAGUAACAACUCCAGAUGUCACUGAAUUGUUUGUUUGUCAGCACUGAUGGGUCAUGCUAAAGAAAAGCGGGAAGUUGAUGAGAGAAGUAUUUUUGUGUGAAGGAUUCUACAGUUUACAUCAGAUUGCUGUUUGUGUCGAUGAGUUAGAUUUGUUUAAAUUGGUUCAUUUGUAAGGGAUGGGUUCUUUCUGUUUUCUCCUUGGGAAGCAGGAUCACAGGGACGAAGGCGCACGUUGCCCCUGCCCGUCCGGCCUCACAGGAGGGACGGGGCUGGAGGAUCACGGGCAAUGUGAUCGGUGGGAUUUUCUUUUCUUUGUUCUUUCUGCUUUUAUUUAUCGGUAGAUGUAAUGUGCCGUCCUUUGGUUUGGGAUUAGAGUCUGAACAAGGUCGAUUCAACGCAAAGGAGAGGAGACUGAGUGGGAAAAGUACAUGAAAUAAUUGUAGUGUAAAUCUAUCAAUGUCUUAUUAUAUUGAUGAACAUCAUGAAAUAUAUGUAUAUUGGAGAAAAAAGAAAAAAACAGUAUCUAUGACAAAUUGUACUUUUGUGUGUGUUUCACGUGCUUUGUGGGUGUGCAGCAAGGAGGCAAUGUCAUUUGGACUCCCGUUCUGGGACCUGUGUGAAUAAGCAUAAAUUUACUACCAAUACAGA